UCACCAUAUUCAACAAUAAACAGGAACAAAAGGCAUCUGUCUGCGGAUCCAACGCCAUUCGAAGAGUUGAGGACUAAGUGCAAGGUGCAACUUUUGCGGAAGAAGAUUCAUCGAGAAAUUUACCAAAUACAGAAUGAGGAACUUCUUGAUUGCAUUGGCUCUGAUUGCCGUUUUCGCUACUGUGCAGUGUAUGCCAGCUGAUACCCAUGAAGAUAAGGCUCGUAACUACGUUCCAGAAAGUGCCAAUGCCACUGAUCCAGCUGUAGCUGAACCAUCUGAAGCUGAAAAUGAUCCAGCUCAGAGCGAGACUGAGCCUGCUGCAGAGGAUGCUAGCACUGAUGCUGCUGCUGAAACCAAAGAAGAUGAUUCAGCCGCCGCUGAUGACAGUAACGAUGAUGAUCUUGAUGAUGAUAGCGUUGACGAGAACGACGAGGAUGAAGAGGACGAUGAAGAUGAUGAAGAUGAUGAGGAUGAUGAAGACGAUGAAGAUGAUGAGGAUGAUGAGGAUGAUGGUGACGAUAGUGAUGAUGGUGACGAUAGUGAUGAUGGUGAUGAUGAGGAUGACGGUGAUGAUGAGGAUGAGGGUGGUGAUGAGGAUGACGGUGAUGAUGAAUAGAUGGUGGUUUAUUAGUUGUAAAUCAUUGGCAAACGAACUAAUCCAGUACACAAACUAGUGUAUGUGUAUCAUACUAGUGCCUUUUCCGAAUGGAAAAUCAUAUUUAGUACAAAUUGCUAUGUAGCCUUAUGGAUGCAAUAAAGCACUGUUAUGUGCAGUCA
Messenger RNA from Pocillopora damicornis (cauliflower coral), 777 nucleotides. RefSeq lists its product as uncharacterized. NCBI's taxonomy places the organism in Eukaryota, Metazoa, Cnidaria, Anthozoa, Scleractinia, Pocilloporidae. The record is from RefSeq and is a predicted model, not a curated record.